AUGCCCGGCGGGUGGGAGACGCUCGCGGGCGCGGAGAGAGAGAUUCAAGUCCUGAAAGAGCUCGCGCUGCUGCCGUUGACGUACCCGGAGGCGUUCGCGAGGCUCGGCGUCGCUCCCGGCCGCGGGGUGCUGCUUCACGGGCCGCCGGGGACGGGGAAAACGGCGGCGGUGCGCGCGUUACUCGGCGCCGCCGCGCGAGGCCCGCGGCCCGUCUCGUUCUUCAGCCGCCGAGGCGCGGACUGCCUGGGGAAGUACCACGGCGACGCCGAGCGAGAGAUUCGCUUGCUGUUCGAAGAGGCGGAGCGAAGGCAGCCGUCGAUCAUCUUCUUCGACGAGAUCGACGGGUUGGCACCCGCGCGGACGUCGAGUUCGGACUCGAUCCACGGCUCCGUCGUCGCGACGUUGCUCGCGCUCAUGGACGGUCUGAACCCGCGCGGAAGCGUCGUCGUCGUCGCCGCGACGAACCGCCCGGACGCCGUAGACCCGGCGCUGCGGCGGCCCGGACGAUUCGAUCGCGAGUUGCACUUUUCUCUCCCCGGCCCAGCCGCGAGACGCGCGAUCUUACGUCUGCACACGCAG
This is a messenger RNA of Micromonas pusilla CCMP1545, 579 nucleotides long. RefSeq lists its product as uncharacterized. Gene Ontology annotation, cellular component: nucleus. The transcript has a single exon. Gene Ontology annotation, molecular function: chromatin binding; ATP binding; histone binding. The annotation marks the transcript as partial. The record is from RefSeq and is a predicted model, not a curated record. Gene Ontology annotation, biological process: positive regulation of transcription by RNA polymerase II. NCBI's taxonomy places the organism in Eukaryota, Viridiplantae, Chlorophyta, Mamiellophyceae, Mamiellales, Mamiellaceae.